This is a messenger RNA of Rhineura floridana, 7140 nucleotides long. RefSeq names its product arginine and serine rich coiled-coil 1 (gene RSRC1). Gene Ontology annotation, biological process: alternative mRNA splicing, via spliceosome. The record is from RefSeq and is a predicted model, not a curated record. Gene Ontology annotation, cellular component: nucleus; cytoplasm. NCBI's taxonomy places the organism in Eukaryota, Metazoa, Chordata, Lepidosauria, Squamata, Rhineuridae. The transcript is spliced from 11 exons. Bases 619 to 1785 code for a protein of 388 amino acids.
AACAGGCCGUGUAACAAUCCCUCCUCCCGCAACAAUCACAACCCUAAAUAGUCUCAACUGGGAAACUAAUUUGCACCUCACCUCUGAAAGCCCAUCAUUUCUAAGGAAGGAAAAUUGCAGCGUUUUUAAAGCAAUUUGCAGAUAAAUCAUUGCGAUUUUAAUCACAGUGCAACUUAUACAGACAGAAUUCUGUGAUUUAUUCGGGUUUGUUCCCCACCCUCUUUUUUUCCUGGGGAUGAGGCGGGGAGGGGAUGCAGAAGGUAAGGAAGAAAGGGUGGGCAUGAAUAAUAGCUCCCACACCCGCAUUUAAAAAGAAAAGAAAGAAAAUCCUACAAUGACCAUUAGUUAGAUUUGCUUGUUGUUUAUGCAGCCAAAAAUACUUAUUUCAUUUUAAACAUGCCACCGUACAGCAGAGAAGCGUGAGAACGCCGAGAGAGCAUGGAGAAGGCUGGCCUUUCAAUCGAUCCAUUCCGCACUCUUUGCUGGGCUGCACUAAUAGAUGAACUCUGGGAUAGCUUAGUAAGGCCUGGCUGGCGCUUAGGAGGACGAAGGCGCUGAGCUCAAACUACGGAAGCUCAACUGCCUUUGGCGGGCGUGCAGGCUUCGCAGCUUGUUAAAAUGGGUCGCCGCUCAUCAGACACUGAAGAAGAGAACAGAAGCAGAAGGAAAAAGAAACAUCAUAGGAGGUCAUCUUCAAGCAGUUCUUCUGAUAGUAGAACUUACAGCCGUAAGAAAUCGGGAAGAAAGUCAAGGUCACGGUCUCGAGAUCUCCAGUUUCGUUCACAUUCAUAUGAGAAGAGGCACAGGCAUCGAUCUAGCAGCAGCUCUUCCUAUGGAUCCAAGAGAAAACGGAGUCGGAGCCGAUCAAGAGGGCGAGGAAAAUUAUAUCGGCCUCAGAGAUCAAGAUCAAAGAGCAGAACAAGAAGGUCACACUCCAGGCCUCAACAGCGUUCUUAUAGCCGAAGCAGUGAAAGGACAAGUCACAGAAGAACUCGUAGCAGGUCUCGUGAUAAAGAAAGACGUAAAGGCAGAGAUAAAGAGAAGACAAGAGAUAAGGAGCGGGCCAGAGGAAAAGAGAAGGAUCAGCAUUAUGCCAAAAGCGGGGAUGCUGGAAACAUCAAAACUGGAUUAGAACAUCUGUCUGCUGCUGAACAGGCCAAAGCUAGAUUACAGUUGGUUCUUGAAGCUGCUGCUAAAGCUGAUGAAGCAUUAAAAGCUAAAGAAAGAAGUGAAGAAGCAGCAAAAAAGAAAAAAGAAGCAUAUGCCGGGUACUCAUUUUACCGACCACGGAUGGAUGGAAGCCUGAGUGGACCUCGACCCCUUUUACCGGAGAUUCGACUUCCUCCUUCCUCCUUCCUUUGGAAUCGAACUCCGGACGUGAGCAGAGCUUCAGCUGCGUUACCGCUGCUUACCACUAUGCUCCACAGAGACCAAACCAGCCUCGUAGAGCAAGUGAAACGAGUGAAAGAAAUUGAAGCAAUUGAAAAUGACUCCUUUGUUCCACAGACAUUCAGAUCAAGCAAAGAAGUCAAAAAGGCAAUAGAACUUGCUGAGGUCAAGAAUGAACCUGCAACAGCAGAAGUGGGAAAUGCUGUUCUGACUACUACUGAAAAAGAAACAGUGACUGGAAUUAUUCCUACUACUAUCAAAUAUCAAGAUGAAAACUCACUAGCCCAUCCUAAUCUGUUUGUUGACAAAGCAGAAGCUGAAGAAAGAUGGUUCCAGAGGCUGAUUGCUCUUCGACAAGAGAGGCUAAUGGGCAGCCCCGUGGCCUGGGUGAAUUAAAUAGCCUACAGAAUUUCACUGUCUUCUGUGCGAUAAAAUCCCAGUGGUAAAAUUGGAGGAGUGUCCAAGUAAACAUGGUCUUUAAGGAAAGAAACAUUUUAACCUUGCCUCUAUGCAAGGCCAAUAUUGUUUUAACUGAGUACUGUAAUGACAUAACUGUACAUAUCUGAAUGGCUGGUGCUUGCAUCAUAAGCGUAGAAUGAGGGCUGGAUGAGAAGGAGCAUUGGACGUUCUGCCAAGGCACUGCAAAUAGGGAAUGGUGCCUUAUUGUCCCAAGGGCAGCUGAGAGAUCUUGGCUGUGUUUUGACAGAAUUCACUCCUGUUAGAAAGAACUUACAGGGUUUGUUUUCUCAGUCCAUCUCCCUAGGGCUAUCAACUGUAAUACAAGUUCUUUAUAAUUCAGAAUUGAAAGAUACCCAGAAUGAGACAUCUCUUAUUAUCAAAGGCUUUAAAAUGUAUACCUCUCUUCCACAACAGAAGCAAGCAAGUCUGAGCUUUUCUGUUCUUUGACUAUCUUUAUUAAAAUGUAAGCAUAUGCUUUGCAGUCUGUGCUACAAAUUACUCUGAAUACAGGAUACCAAUGAAUAGAGGGAAAGAGAAGUGAUCAUUUGGUCUUUUGCGCAGUUUUCAGUCUUAAAUUAUAUUCAGUGUGUAGCAAUGUGGAUGCAAUGAUAAGGUAUUAAGAUACUAUUUAAUAGCUCUGUGCUCUAAAAAUGAAACAUGCCACUGCAGUCUAUGCCACUUUCCCCAUUGAUGCUUGGUCACCAGAAAAGUCUAGAUAUGGAACUCCUUGAUAAGAAUUGGGAGACACUUGUAUAGGAAAGGCAUCCAGGAUCUCUAAACUACACAAUAAGAAUGUAAUUUUAUAAAGUAUAUGUUGCUAAGGACUUGAGGUUCUUUAAACAUGGAGUAUUUUCUGCUAUGUGUUCUUCAGUCUACAAUCUGAGUUAUAUUUGGAUAUUUUUAGAUCACUAGUGGCAGACUAAGUCAUGUUAAAAACGCUGCCAACUGCCACUAAACAAAAGAAGGAUUAACAUUAGUUGAUAAAGCAACCAUCCCUGUUUUGUGGUGUCCGCUUUUUGUACACAUACUGGCUGAGAUUCAAAGUGCCAUGUAUGGCAUUUUACACAUGUGCAAGGGCAUUUCAGUUUCUCCUCCCAGUGGUAGCCGCCCCCCCAAAGCCCUAGAUUGGAGGGGUCUCUGGAGCAGCACCCUAAUGGGUGAGAGGGAUUGCUGUUGGAAGUGGAGAUUGGCCAUUAACUUCCCCAUGUGCACAGGGAAUUGUUUUGCACAUAUUUGCAGGUGUCUGGAUCCACUGCUUUUGUCCUAUCAUAAAUAACUUUCUCAUGUGCACAGAAGAGCUGAACUAGAUCUUAAACUAUGCACAAAAGGGGUUAUGUAUAUGUAUACACUGUUUUAUCAUGCCUUAUCGUCUGGGGGGACAGGAAGAUCUACAGCUUUCAUAGCCGAGUAAUAAACCUUACUGUGCAAAAGCUUUAAUUGGUUUAGCUUUUCAGACUAAUAUUGUUUGUGACUUUUAGGAAAUUAAUGCACUGAAUUCGUCAAGGUGUAGUUGUGAGAUUUUGAGGACAUGAUUUAAUGCAACAAGUUAAGUGAUUAUAUAUGAAGUCUUUCUCCACCCCCCUCAAUUCAUGUUCAAAAGGUUAUUUACUAGAGGUUAUAUCCAAUGUUAAUCCUACUCAGACUAAACUUGAUGAAUUUAAUGGGCAUGACUAACUUUGGUCAAUUAAUUUCAGUGGGUCUACUCAAGCUUAGUUGGAUACAACCUUAGAUAUAUUUCAACUAUAAAAUAAAAUAAAAGGAUAGAAUGUCAAGUAAAAAACUUAUUUUCUGUCAAACAGAUGCUCAAAAAAUCAGUACAAUAUUCAGAAGGAGAUACCCAAAGGCUUAUGAUUGAUGAUGUAUUUUCACUGAAGUAAAAAAAAGUAAACUUCAUUCCCCAUUAGAAAAUACUGGCUAGAUUUUAAGAUACUCAGUUGCUAGGUGGGCAUAGAAAACAAAUCAAUAAAGUUAUUUAGUAUUGUGAGUACACUUGCUCAUGCAGGUCAUAUUAUGCACUCCUAAUCUUCCCAGCCAGCGCAGGGUACUAGAUUAUAUCUAUAUCUUCUCCCAUACAUUGCAGGCACAAGUUACAUUAAUUCUUGAAGCAUCAUAUUGUCAACCAAACUUUGCUUCAUCUCUUAAAAUAUGUUCUUAUAUGAAAGAUGAGUAGAAAGCUGAAAGAGAGAAAUUUCUUUAUUAAUAUAACCAAUUGAAUCAUACGUAGUCCUAUUUUCAUUUAUUUAUAUACUAGUUUAAUCCUAUCAGUAGUCUGUAUUGUAUAUGUAUAUGGUGUGCAGUGUUUUUCUCAAUUGUUUUUCCAAUAGAAAGAUGAAGUCAUUCUAUGUGUCCUACUUUUCAAAAUGCUAUCUACUGGUAUAGAGUGUGAUCAGUGAACUGAAAUCUGAAAAGGGGGUUAUGCAUAUUUCCACUCCUUCCCAAAGGAUCAGAGCAGGUUGCAUCAGGGGUUUCCAAACAGUGAUCUUCAAGCUUCAUUCAGGUGGCCCAUGGCAUGGCUGUGGAUUUGUGGUGAAAGAAUGGAAGAUCGCACAUCCAUCACAUUAAAUAUUCAUAUUGGUUUUAAUUGUAUUUUCAUUGCUUCCUUGAUUCCUAAUAUUCUAGUUUAGUAUAUUACAAUUUGAAUUCUAUGGAAGCAAUAUAAUAUACUUCAAAAGCAGACAGCAUCUAGCACAACACAUCUGCUACAACAGGUGGAAAAAUCAUUAAGCGGUCUGCCAAGACCCUCAGCAUUUUUCAGGUGGUCUGUGGGGGAAAAAAGAUUGGGAAUCACUGGGUUACAUUUUGUAUAAAGUAACUAUAAAAAAACAAAAACUCUUCAUUUUAAUAUUAUAAAAACAGCCGUUUAACCAAAUAUGAGUUUGGUCUAUUGUGUUAAAAUAUACUGGAGUGAUCCAAACUCACAUAUUUCUUUAAAUAUUUGCCUUCUCUAUCAAAACCAGAUGUGACUCUUAGUCAGCCCUAGCACCAGAUCCCCUUGCACAGACAGCUGCAUGCAUAGACUAGAUCCUAGCUCAACCCCCCCCACACACACACACACAAACACAAAAGAGACACAAAAAUAUAAAACUAGUAUGCCUUGGGGAUACCAAAGAAUGAACAGAACAACCUGAGUUCAUUCUCUAUUAACGUCACUGGGGUUCAGUCAUAGGUCCAUUCAAUCUUCUCUCUCUUUCAUUGUUUCCCUAAAAUAUGCAUUUUUAUAAAUUUUGGUGUGCACUUUUUGGGACCAGAUCUACCUCACAAAAUCUGGAGAAGUGCAUAAUCCAACUGAUUUGUGUGUUCCAAUCUGCAAGCAACUUCAGGAGCAUCAAAUCAGGUUUAAUUAAAAAAAAAACACUAUAAAAAGCAGACCAAACAAAUUUCUCCUCCAUCUCUAAAGAUAUAUUUUGCCCUUCUAGUAGUCAAUGCCUCCCAAUAUCAUGAUGAACCUGUCCCAAACAAAAUUCAGUAUGUAUCUUUUCCAUCUGUCCUGAAACCAAUUCCUCUUAUAGCCUUAGAGGCACCUGCUUGAUCAUAUGGAGCCUCUCCCACUCUUUCUAUUGUUUCUGUUUUGCCAACUAAAUAUAGCAUUAGAAAUAGCUACAAACAGUACUCAAAACAAGGGGAGAUUCACCAUGCUAUUUGAAAACGUUUCAGGAGAGGUAAUAGAAAAAGAACACAUUUUCUCUUUCUCUAGAAACUUUCUUCCUGCUAUAUAGCAAGAAAACUCUUGUUUGAGCUUGAAUUCCAGAGGUGGAAUAAGAAAAGCAGCUGUAACUUUGAUGCAACUGCUCCAGCAAGAAAGGAACAUAUCACAAAACUGCAAGACUGUAGUAUGCCUUCAGGCAUAUGCUUUCAAAGAAUAUUGGGGAUGCUGUCAAAGGAGAAAUCAUGUCUUUAUGUCAAAGGUAUUUUGUGGUUCCAAAUUGUGACUGAGCAUUUUGAGCUUUUUAUUUCAGCUCUAUAUUUCAUAUACAGCUGGUAUAGCACAGUGGGGAGGAGAGCCUGGCUGGGAGUCCAGAGUCUGUGAGUUCAAAUCCCUGCCCGUGUCUCCUGGGUGUAAAGGGCCAGCUAAAGAUCACCCCACAGUGAGCGGCUCAGGGGUUACAUGCCCUGCCACCUGUGCAGCCGUGGGCAAGCUGCAGAGUCCCAAGGAGCCCAGUUGCCCCCCAGCUGGCAGUUGCGGACAAGGCAGGGGCUGGCUUGUGCAGCUGUGGCAAGCUGAGCAGGCCCUAGCCAGCUGGGGAGGACUAGCCUCAGAGGGAGGCAAUGCUACACCCCCUCUGAAUACUGCUUACCAUGAAAACCCUAUUCAUAGGGUCGCCAUAAGUCGGGAUCGACUUGAAGGCAGUCUAUUUUCAUAUUUCAUAUAGUGCCAUAAAACCUCAUUUCAGACUGACUACUAGUCAUGAUGGCUAUGCACAGCUUCCAGGAUCAGCCAGCAUGUAUCUGAAUACAAGGGAACAACAGUGCAAGAUCUAGUGCUCUCAUGUCCUAUUUUUGGACUUAUCAUAGGCAUCUAGUUGGCCGCUGUUGGAAUCAGGAUGCUCCGCUUAAUUAGUCUUUUGGUCUGAUCCAGCAGGGAUUGGACCUUCCUGUAUUCUUGCAUUCUUAAAUCAACACAUCUUAUGCUAAAUACAGCCCAUUAAACAUUCUGAUUCUCCAUCUUUGAAGUGAAUUGUAUUUACCCUAAAAGUAUGGUCCAGUUGUGUUAGGGGGCUUGCUCAGAGCAGGAUGACCACAUUACCAUUAUUACAUAUCUCUCCUAUGGAUCCAGUCACUGUAAUUUAGGAAAUGUGUAUAUUUUCCGGUGGUCCCCUAAUGGAAUCCAACGUAUUAGGCUACCUUCAGUCAUUGUCAGGGCUUGAGCCAUAUAUAGCUGUAGAGUGGGAGCAAAAAGCCAAAUCACAUAAGAGCCAGGAAGACUAUUGCUGUCUAGUCAAAGUCAUAGCUAGACAGGAAACUUUUCAUCGCCCUUCCUGUUAGAGAGCCAAAGGUCAACCUCCAGUACUGGAAACUCUUUGCUACUCAAAUAGAUGCUCCAAACUGCUGCCCUGGUGGCUCUUCAUUCUAUGCACAGAGCUGUGGGUUUCAAGAGGGUUCCCCAGCAACUUUAGCAGUGGUGUAUCCUGCCAUAUAUUAUUUAUUAUUGUUUGUUUGUUUGUUUGUUUUGGAUUACAUCAGAGCAGAGCAUAUGACUGAUAGGCAACAUUGUUUUCCUUUGCUAUUUUUUUUCCAGAUAGUACUGCAUUUAGCAGUCUCAGUAGUUAAGAAACUAGGUUCUAAAAAACAAAA